This is a messenger RNA of Penicillium hordei, 2961 nucleotides long. RefSeq lists its product as uncharacterized. The record is from RefSeq and is a predicted model, not a curated record. The coding region runs from base 1 to 2961 and encodes 986 amino acids. Gene Ontology annotation, molecular function: protein binding. Lineage: Eukaryota; Fungi; Ascomycota; Eurotiomycetes; Eurotiales; Aspergillaceae. Gene Ontology annotation, cellular component: nucleus; cytoplasm. The transcript has 5 exons.
AUGGACCCGCUCAGUCUUACCACUGGAAUCAUCAGUCUCUUGGUGAUUAGUAACAAAGUCACCCAGUACAUCAGCAAUCUCAAAGAUGCCUCAGAACAGCGCCAGAAAAUCCUAAACGAGCUUCUGCUCAUGACAGGCUGCCUGACUAUCCUGAAGGUAAACGCGGAAAAGAUGGAACUGCUCCCACAAGCGUUCCUGUCUCUAUGCGGCGAGGAUGGCAUCCUCUAUCAAUUAAAGGAUUGUCUCCAGACCCUGUGGGAUCGGCUGCAACCUGGUGUCGGUUUUAGAAGGUUCACCCGGAGGGUUCGAUGGCCGUUCCGUAAGGAUGAGGUGGAUGAUUUGUUGAGGACAAUGGAGAGGUACAAGACUAUUCUCGUUCUUGUACUUCAGAGCGACAAUGCUUCUCUAUCAACUGCAAUCCAGGAGAAUGUGACAACCUUGCGGGAAGAGCAGGAAAGACGCCGACAGAGUCAACAGACCCUUGAGAUCCUUAACUGGCUGUCGCCAUUGAAAAGUAUCGGUACUCACUCGGAUAUCUUCAGUCGAUAUCAUGACGGGACCCUGAGCUGGAUUCAAAAAGAUGAACGCUACAAGGCUUGGUUGGACGGCUCCUCAAACUCUGUCUGGUGUUUUGGAAUACCUGGGGCCGGGAAAACCAUUCUCGCGUCUGUGAUAAUUAACGACGUGAGCAAGAAAUUUCCAUCCCACGGGUUGGCGUAUCUUUACUGCAACCACAAAGACACAGACACUCAAAAUUUGGUCAAUCUCCUAGGAAGUCUCUUGCAACAGUUGAUUCUUAAACUAGGAACUGCACCACAAGAGGUGCGCUCCGCAUGCGAGCUACACAGUAGAGAGAUGUCGAGGCCCACGGCGAGCGAAUAUCUGCUUCUUUUGCAGUCUCUGACAUCUAGAUUUCCCGGAACAUUCAUAGUAAUUGAUGCCCUGGACGAGCUGUCUCCAUCAGAGUCAACGAGUCAGCUGCUCAUCACGAUGUUACAAUCGCUUCAGCCAUCAACCAGGCUGCUGGUCACCUCGCGACCGAUCCCAAGUACGAGUCGCAACUUGAGCGAUUUCGCCAAAAUCGAGAUCGUUGCGCAGCGGCAGGAUAUUGCCCGGUAUGUCAAAGGCUUCAUGGCGCAGAACGCCCGGUUGACGCAGAUCCUGGCGGAUGACUUGGAGAUGAGGGAUGAUCUUGCUGAAAAGGUUGUCAACAACACGCAGGGAAUGUUCCUAAUUGCGAAAUUGCAAAUGGAGGCAUUGGCCCAGAAGUCAAACCGAAAGGCCAUCCGACUAGCUGCAUCUACGCUGCCUUCUACAAUCUCAGACAACUACCGCGAGGCCAUAGAACGAAUUCUGUCGCAAGAUGCUGAAGAUGCGAAGCUUGCGCGUGAAAUCUUGUCCUGGGUAGUCUGUGCCGUUCGGCCGUUGACCGUAUCAGAACUACAGCAAGCGCUGGCCGUUGAGCCAGGGAAAACUUCCCUCGAUGAAGAAGCUGUGAUAGAUCAAGAUAUUCUAAUAUCUGUGUGUGCAGGUCUCUUGGAACUUGAAGAAGAAAAGGGGACUGUACGGCUAGUGCAUAAGACAGCACAGGAGUACAUUGAUCGAAUGCGCGAGGAAUACUUCCCGGAUGCUCAGCAGAAGAUCCAGAAGACCUGCCUUGAAUAUCUUUCCAUGGAGGAAUUCAUCCAUCUGUGUCAGUCAGAUGAAGAAUUCGAGGCAAGGCUGCAGCAGUACCCAUUACUUGAUUACGCUUCAAACCACUGGCCAUCCCAUUUUUCUCCUACAGGGAUCAACGGAGAAAUCCGAGGUCUGAUCCUGUCUUUAUUGACAGACGAGGCACGUGUCAGGUCUAUCGGACAAGUCCUCCUGGCUCCAACGUACAGACACCACAAUUACAGCCAAUCAACACCUCGCACUCUCACCGGAAUCCAUCUACUAGCAUACCUAGGUGCUACGGAGCCCCUGUCCCUCCUCAAGAGCCAGCUCCCCAAUAUAAUAGACUCCAAGACCGACCGGGGCCGCACCGCAAUCUCAUACGCCGCAGAGAGAGGCCACCACCUCUUCAUCCAAGAACUCCUCCGCCUCAGCACCGUCCCCUUCGACCUCAAUUCCAGAGACGCCGUCUAUGGCAGAACCCCGUUAUCCUGGGCUGCGGGCGAAGGCCAAAGCGCUGCCGCCGAAGUCCUCAUCCGCGCAGGAGCAGACAUAGAAUGCGAAGAUACCGACUACGGCCGCAGCGCUCUCAACUGGGCCGCCGGCCUUGGCCACCUAGAUACGGUCAGAGUGCUCAUCCGGCACGGCGCUGAGGUUGACGCGUCCUCAUGGUACGGCCGGACAUCGCUCUCGAGAGCAGCAAGCAGAGGGCAUCUCGAGCUUGUCCGAGUCCUGAUAGAAGAAUUCGGCGCGAGUCCACACAUCCAGGAUACGAAGUACCCGUAUAUCCCACCCUCGUGGUCAUCUUGGGACUCGAAGGACCACGAUCAGCGUCCAACGCAGGAUAAGUUGAUCGAUGCGGACUCUAAGGCUUUCGAUGGUGGGCGCCCGCCGCUAUCAUGGGCGGCUUGGGGCGGCGACACGGCUGUGAUCAGCCUAUUGCUUUUCCAUGGCGGGGACGUCAACUUGCGAUCGGAGAACGGGCUUACUCCCUUAUCCCUCGCGGCGGGCAAGGGACACGUUGAUGCCGUCCGGCUGCUCCUAGAGCAUGGCUCGCCGAUCAAUGUGCCCUGUAACUGGGGUCGAACUCCGCUUAUACGAGCAGUGAUCAACGGGCAUAUUGACGUCGUCGAGGUCCUGCGUGGGCAUGGUGCCGAUACCGAGAUCCAGUGCAUGGAUGGGAGGACGGCCCUGUGGUAUGCUGAAGACCGUGGCUUUGCGGAAAUUGUCCAGAUCCUACGGGUGGCGAAGGAAGAUGCUUCUUGGGUUAAAGCGGAAGCAGUAGAAAUAACAGUGACAGAGACGUGA